Rotaria socialis is the source of this 729-nucleotide messenger RNA. The record is from the annotation of a GenBank genome assembly. NCBI's taxonomy places the organism in Eukaryota, Metazoa, Rotifera, Eurotatoria, Philodinida, Philodinidae.
AUGGCGCAUGGCCAAGCCACGCGGCGCAAUGAACCGCUUAUUAUGCGUGUCAUUUUUACUUUCCAUACAUUCCAUGAACAUCUGUCAUUUCGUGGCAUUCAUAUAGUGGACUGGGAAACUCAUAAAGACUCUACGGCAACUGCUGAAGGUGGCGAUGUGGCUUAUAUCGGGCAUGGAACACUUCUUAUCGGUAAUGGUGAAAGAACAAAUCGGGCUGGUAUUGAAGGAGUCGAACGCACUGGACUUUUUCUUCGAGUGAUUGCUAUUGAAUUACCGGAAAAUCGUGAUUAUAUGCAUUUGGAUACCGUUAUGAGUUCGGUCGGUCGUCACUCAUUCAUUUGCCUUAGUCAUUUAGCUCAACAGUUGACUGUCUACACAGUACAGACACCAAGAGAAGAAGGUGCCAAGACAGAAUGGCUUUCACAUGGCAGAGAUGUGCGUGAGGCGUUGCGACAUCUCUUGGGUGAUGUUGAAUUGAAAUUUUAUGAUGCGGCUGAUGAAGCUACAUCCAUUGCAGAACAACAUCAGUGUCGUGAUAAUAUGUUGUGCUUGGGAAAUCAAAUUGUAAUUACUUAUGCAGGCGGUGAUCCUAUCAAUGGUAUAAUCCAUCAAAUGGAACACGAUAGACAACGUCCAUGUCGUGUAGAAACAUUUCCCCCAAAAGGCUUGAUUGAAGGAUGUGGUGGUGCUCAUUGUAUGACAAACGCCUUACAUCGUUCGGAUACUUGA